This is a messenger RNA of Brienomyrus brachyistius, 3789 nucleotides long. Its product is annotated as apoptosis regulator BAX-like. Gene Ontology annotation, biological process: extrinsic apoptotic signaling pathway in absence of ligand; mitochondrial fusion; positive regulation of apoptotic process. Gene Ontology annotation, cellular component: mitochondrial outer membrane. The record is from RefSeq and is a predicted model, not a curated record. Gene Ontology annotation, molecular function: channel activity; protein heterodimerization activity; protein homodimerization activity. The coding region runs from base 84 to 662 and encodes 192 amino acids. The transcript has 6 exons. NCBI's taxonomy places the organism in Eukaryota, Metazoa, Chordata, Actinopteri, Osteoglossiformes, Mormyridae.
ACGUCUGCAACUGGACCCUUCAAGCCACGUGACGAGAGACGGAAGCAUUUAUCAGAACCGCUCUUCGGUUAUUCAUAUUUAGCAUGGCCGAAUCGUUAGAAGGGGUUGGCAGAGAUACCAGCAUUGACCACAUGUUGGAGGCUGGGGGGGGACUUUUAGCAGAUUUUAUCAUUGAUCGUGUACGUCGCCAUGGGAAUGAUGAGCUGACUGUCAACUAUGCAGACUUAGGUGGGACUGAAUUGCAUGACCCCACCCUUAAACAGGUGGCACAGUGUCUACGGCAGAUUGGAGAUGAACUGGACAACAACGAGGAACUGCAAAGGAUGAUUAACAAGCCGGAUCUUCAGCCGACCAAAGAGGUGUUUUCCCAGGUAGCCUGGCAAAUUUUCUCUGAUGGCAAAUUCAGCUGGGGCAGGGUGGUUACCCUCUUCUACUUCGCCUGCCGCCUUGUCAUUAAAGCUCUAAUAAAGAAGGUCCCAAAUGUAAUACGAAUAAUAUUUAGUUGGACGAUGGACUACUUGCGAGACCAUGUGAUCAGUUGGAUUAUGGAGCGCGGUGGCUGGGAGGAUGUCAGGUCCUACUUUGGGACACCCACAUGGCAAAUGACGGGGGUGUUUGUGGCUGGUAUCCUCACUGCAUUCCUGGUCAUUCACAAGAUGUGAUGCCAAGGCAUGGAGGAGUUGGCCAGGACGGGACCACUCUUUAGAAGAAUCCAGGGAUUGACCUAUCACGAACAAUAGCAAUCUGUUAGACCUGAAGUAUGUCACUUACAAUACUGUGUACAAGUCUUAAGCAGUCAAAGAAAAUGUUUAAAUAGUCUUCAAGUUGGUAUACAACUAUAAUGAUAUGUCUGUGAAAGAGGUAAUUUAGUCAUUUCAAAACCUCUUCUAAAAUCAGCCCAGUAUUUUCAGCAACCGUCCAAAACACUAAUGUAUUUUUUGACUGGACCACUACCCCACCGUGUUUGGGUAAUUAGUACCUCAUCAUGUGAUUUAACCAAUUAAGUUGAUUAUUUUUUUUGAGCCAGAGAUGAAACAUGAAAUUUAAUGAAUACAUGGAAUAGCUGAGGUGCCCCUGAGGAGAGGUUUGGGAAUCAAAAAAGCCAUCCAACCAGAUAUUUGUAACUUAUAGUAACAGGAGAGAGGAAAUUCUUGUUUAUUUAUUAUUGUGCUAAAUGGCAUAUAUUCUAAUGUUUAGUUUUUUUUUUCCUAAGCAAAUACUUACUACCCAGACAAUUGUCUUAAACAUUUUCUUUACCACAGUACUAUAUGUUAGUACCUCUUCAGUAGCAGCCCUGAAAAUCGUACCUGUGACCUCUUUACCUCCAACCUCUCUAGCUACCUCUUAUCCACAUCAUCUAUUUCUCUACCUCUGCACCACAUCAGUCCACAUUGCGUAAGGUGGCCAAUGAAAAGGUACUCCCUGUGUAGGUUACCUUUAGUGUAGUGUAAAUGUCUUGCAUUAUUAUGCUGUAUGAUAAAGAGGUUGUAUAGAACUGCUUCACAACAACGUACAUAGUAAGAUUGCAGAUUGUGUAAAAAUGCUACUAUUUACAAUACAUAGUAUACAGACUCCAUGCUAAUACUUUAUAACGCAGUGUUUUUUUCUUUCUUUUCAGUUUCAGUAAACAAGAAAUAUGGUUAUUUUAUACUAGUACUAUACAUUUUGUACCUUUCAGGUUUUGAAGUUUACAAAUAACCAGUUUCAUACAAUAAAAACUAUUCUUUUUAGUUAAUAAAGGAUUUCAACUGGGGCUGGGCGCCGAACACCCCCCCCCCCCCCAAUCAACACCCCAUAUCUGAUACAUACCAUCGGAGACAAAGUGCAAAAAGAAGUUUACCAGUGGGGGCACUGGUGCUAAAAGACAACUUCAAUAGAGAGACAGGGGACAAGUAUAGGCUACAGAAAAUAGCAAGUAAACUGUGAACAUUUGUUUUGGUAAAUGGGGUAGAUGUAUCUUAUGUAUAUGUAAUUGCCUAUUAAGCUUUUCUGUUUUAUACCAACAGCAAUACUGGAUAUUGCCACUGUGUUGGAGUUUUAGGUUACUUUGACUGCAUGUUGUUCAGUAGGUUAUAAUCUUUAAUACGAUUCCCCCCAUGCCAAAAUUCAUUGCUAUCUGGCAGCUUAUGGUCUUGUUAUAUAGUCAGAGAAGAAUGGCCAGAGCUCAAAAAUCCUAGGGACGGCAUGUUUUUUUUUCUUCUCAUCACGUGAUUCUCUGUGAAAUUUACACUGUAAUGUGUGAAAAUCCCAGAAGGACGGCCGUUCCUGAGAUGCUGGAACUAUGAUGUUUGGCACCAACAAGCAUACCAUGUUCAAAGUUGCUCAGGUCAGGCAUUUUAGCCGUGCUGAUACUUAGUUGAAAAGCGAGUGAGCCUCUGGACCAGGUCUGUGUGCUGCAUGUAUUCAUUUGGCGAAUGCGCACAACUGCUAACAGUGUUCACUGGUGUGAGAGUUUGGGGGACAUAUAAAAAGUAUCUGACAUAAAUCUGCUCCAAAAUAAGAAAACCACCAGGUUGAAGACUGUCACAGGUUUAACAAGCCAAGAAGACCCAGGUUUUUUAUAUGGUAAUAAACAGAGCAAGGAAACUAGAUAAUUUUGGUUGUUAUAGAUGUUUGUCAGCUUUAAUUUGUCAUCUGGUACAGGUGCACAUCUGAAUAGCCAUUACAGAGGACUGCUUGGCAGACUGAUACAUCUGACUUUACUUAGCAUAUAGUUGCCCAUAUUUGGGUUGUGUCGACAGGGAAUGGAAACGCUGUGUCCUACCUGUUCUUUUUCCCAUACACUCUUUAGCUUUCUCCAUUUUAGCUUUAUUCUGAGCCACGUGUUUGGUUAGAAAUGUUUAAAAGACGCAUUUGGCUUGGCCCAAGCAGGGGCACUUCUCAGUUGAUAGGCUCAGCCUUCAUAUGCUGUUUACUGUAUCAUUUGAAACCUUAUAUGCAACUCGGUCAUUUAAUGCAUGUUAUUUUCAUAUACAUCAAGUGAAAUGUGCAUAUGAGAAAGCUGGGUGGGAAAAAACAGAUCAGAUAUCGACACUUUCAUAACGAGUUUGUUUGUUAGAGUCACACUGAAAUAUAUUGUAUUUCUAAUACAAUAAUCAUUUUCUGAUAUAUAUGAUAUUUGAAUGUGUGUGUAUAUACCAAAAAAAUUAGUGCAGGCAUUUGUAAUUAAACAUUCUGUUUAAUGGGGAUCUUCAUAGUAACACUCAGACUUGAGUAAUGCAGCUUGAUAGAUUUUCUUACUGUGAUGCCAUAUAUCUUAAAAUAAAAUAUCCUUGUAUGUGUAUUAUAUCAUGUACAGAAUAUCUGUUGAGAAAAAUAAUCUGAUAAUGCUGAAGGUUUACUACGCUGGCAGAAAUGAUGAAACAAAUGUGAUAUUCAAAUGCCAUUUUGCCGUGAGCUUUAGUGAAGCACUGGUGAACUUUAAUAGUACUUUAAUAGAUGGACAUUAAGUUCUGAUGUAUUACUGAUGGGGUUUGUUGAACGGAAGUCUGAUGCUAACAAUAACUGUAAAUUAUGAGAAGCUUCUCAGUUAUGUGUCUUGAGUUUCCUUCUGUGUUAUAUAUGUCUGGAGUUUCCUUUUAUGGUACCUUGUGUAAUGUUUAAUUCCCCCCCCCCCCCUCCGUCUCUCCUACCCUUGUACGGUUUUCGAUUACCUUGUUAUAUGCAUGAUUUUUAUUCCAUUACAUUCAUUUGCUGUUUUAAGUGCUAUGGAAAUGAUAUGGGUUGUUAAACUAAACUGACCAGUAAAAUGCUUAUUUAUUAAAUAAAGAGAAGAACAUGUUGCUCAAA